AUGGGGACUUAUGAAAGACUCCACUCACACGCCAGCAAGCCCAACGGGUCGUCUAACACCAGAAUGGCGACAAAUCCCGAUGAAAUCCAGGCUGCCAUGAGAUCCGGCGAUACGAAACCCUUAUCCGAUACAACCUGGGAGCACGUGAGAUAACUGUACACACCAAAAUCUAGCUUAAAUAUCAUAUUAUAGCCAAGAUUAAUCGUUUCUGAUUAGCAUGUUGUUGUUAUUGUUACUGCAGUGUUUAUAUGUGAAAUGUUAUUCACCUUGUACCAUACAUGAUAUCCUCACCUGCUUAUGAUACAGGCAAGCUUACCAUCCUUAAGAAACAAAGGCGAAGCACUAAGGCGAAGCAGGGACCCAUAGUUAAACCACAAAACAGGGUCUCCACCACCCGAGGUACUGCGCAGCGCCCUGGAUACUUCCUGUGGCGCCUUUAAAGAAGGCCCGCUCCAAGUACUACCAGUACCCCUGAGCGAGUUACCCCAGUUUUAACUACCCACUUAUAUACUCAGCGAAAAACGCUACCAUACCCCCCCUAACGUUCUGACACAUCUGUAAAUGUGACAAUAUGAGAGCCCAUUGGCCACACUACCAGAGACGCAACCCGAGCGUCCAACCCCCAUGGCACUGAGCCUCAGGGCCAGGACCCCAAGUUGGGUCACUCUGUAUAUACUUUUUUUUACGUUAACCCCCAACACCCUCCCUACACUACCCAUAACUCCCAGGCUCCAAGUCACCGCUCUAAGACUGCCCAACAGGCAGCACGUUGAUCUAACACUAUCUACCAAGUUGCCCACUGUGGAAAUAACAAGCCCACAAACGAGCUAUCUCUACCAUACAUCUAUAACAUGAGAAUAUAUUCACAUAACAGUAGGGGGUUGAAUACACCCCACAAAAGACGCAUGGUACUGGAGGAGGCUAGAAAGAAUAAAGCAGAUAUCAUCUGCCUUCAAGAAACACACUUUGUCACCUCCAAGGUGCCAACAUUUGGUAUGAAGGACUAUCCCCACCAAUACCAUGCCACCCACUCCUCAAAGUCGAAAGGAGUAUCGAUCCUUCUUCACGCUUCACUAACUGUAGAAAUCUUACGAGUUAAAACAGACAGCCAGGGGAGAUAUGUGAUGCUUCAGUGCCUACUUAAUGGUUCCCCGUACGUUGUAAUUAGCUUCUACAGUCCAAACGUGCAUCAACGUAAUUUUCUGCAUAAGGUAUUAUCUAUGAUCCCAGACCACCAAACGGCUGCUACCAUACUAUGCGGGGACCUGAACCAUCCUUUAGAUCCCAAUAUGGACACCACGCUAAAUCCCACAGCCCCUAGACAGGCAACACUACGACCACAAAGCAAAGCCCUAAAUAAACUGCUGGGGGAAUACGGACUAUAUGACUCAUGGAGAAUGUACCACCCGACCGAAAAAUCUUUCUCAUACUAUUCGGCAGUACAUAAAUCCCACUCGAGAAUAGAUUUCAUUUUUAUUGCAGGCACCCUCUUACCUAAGGUCACUGAUAGCAACAUUGGGGACAUCACCUGGUCGGAUCAUGCCCCGACCAUGGUAGAAAUAUCUGGAGAAUACCAGCACAGGGGGCGGCCACCUUGGCGCCUAAACGACUCACUCCUCCACGACCACACCUUUUCUCAAACACUAACGGAUGCCCUGUGCACAUACUUCCAAAUAAAUGACACCCCAGACAUACACCCAACAACACUAUGGCAAGCCCAUAAGGCGGUAAUACGAGGCUUAUUGAUCAGUCGAGCGUCCUAUGUAAAGAAAAAAGCCCAAGAGGAAUACCUGAAUCUGCUGCGCACCCUAAGAGAUGCUACUGCGGCAAACAUAAUGAACCCUACCCCGCAACAAGCACAGAUAAUCAAAGACACCACAGCACACCUCAACAACAUAGCACUAGCAAAAACUGCACACAUCCUACACAAACUAAAACAAACUUCAUACUCCCAAGGCAACAGAGCAGGUAAACACCUGGCAACCUUACUGAGACAAAAACAAUCCAACGCCAAAAUACCCUAUUACUUACAAACAAAGGAACUAAAAUCCACAAUCCACAGGACAUUAACGAUACUAUGGCGACAUACUACCACUCACUAUACAACCUCAAGGACGAUCCAGACUUACACCAACCCACCCCCUCAGACAUACAAGACUUCCUCCGGCAAACCACACUACCGGCACUUUCAGCUCAACAAAAAACAACUUUACAAAACCCAGUCACGACACAAGAAAUCCAACAUGCCAUCCAAUCUCUCCCUCACGGGAAGUCGCCAGGACCUGACGGCUUGA
Pelobates cultripes (western spadefoot toad) is the source of this 2294-nucleotide messenger RNA. NCBI's taxonomy places the organism in Eukaryota, Metazoa, Chordata, Amphibia, Anura, Pelobatidae. The record is from the annotation of a GenBank genome assembly.